Aricia agestis (brown argus) is the source of this 899-nucleotide messenger RNA. RefSeq lists its product as uncharacterized. Gene Ontology annotation, biological process: tRNA wobble uridine modification. The transcript has 2 exons. Lineage: Eukaryota; Metazoa; Arthropoda; Insecta; Lepidoptera; Lycaenidae. The coding region runs from base 78 to 821 and encodes 247 amino acids. Gene Ontology annotation, cellular component: elongator holoenzyme complex. The record is from RefSeq and is a predicted model, not a curated record.
CUUGAAAGUGGAUCAAUAUUUUUAUAGUAAAUUAAUAAUACAUUGAACACUUUAUUAUUUCGUGCAUUGUCGUCAGUAUGUCUUCGGAUAUAAUUACAAAUCUGGAACUGGACAAACUUGGUGAAACGGGCAAGAUCAUAUUAGUAAAGGAACUAAAAGGCUGUGAUAGUGCGUUUAUUACAAGUUGUGUCAUUGGCAAUUGUAUUAAAAACAAGAGUGCUCUUCUUAUUAUUACAACUCACAACACCUUAAAACAUUAUCACAAUGUUGGAUUAAAAAUGAACUACAAUUUACAAAAAGCGGUGGAUUCGGGCUUAAUAAAUUUCUAUGAUGUGGGUCAAGAAAUAGCUGAAAAUGUGUUGAUAAAUGAGAAUAGUUUCAAAGAAAGUAUAAUUAACAACAUUAAAAAAAGGUUUGAAAGUUUAAGAGAAAAAUAUGAUUCGGUCAACAUAAUCGUUGAUGGAUUGUCUCAUUUAUUUGAUGCACAAAUGAAGUUGAAAGAAGUUAAUAGAAUAUCUGAAGAAAUUAUCAAAUUAGUUCAACCUCACAGUUCUUUUUUAAUAAUCCAUUGCAAUGUAGCCGCCAGUCAUGAUGUUACAGAGACGAUGGCGAAUCUAUUAUCUCAUAAAUCUCAGAUUGUGGUUGAAAUGGAGAGCCUUACCUCUGGUCUGAGUGCCGACGUCUCAGGACACUUGACAAUUAAAAGACCUGGGCUACGAUUUGAGACUGAUAACAUGUAUGUUAUGCAACAGAAGCCAUUACAAUAUUUGUUCAAGUUAUUUGAUAGAGGUGUCAAAUUGCUCGCUCCCGGCACGGUUUGAUAUUUUAAGUCAACUUUAAGACACACCUACCAUAUGCAAAUAUUUUAUUACUGUGUAUAAUUUUAUUUAAAUAUAUUU